Messenger RNA from Daldinia vernicosa, 885 nucleotides. RefSeq lists its product as uncharacterized. Lineage: Eukaryota; Fungi; Ascomycota; Sordariomycetes; Xylariales; Hypoxylaceae. The transcript has 5 exons. The coding region runs from base 234 to 737 and encodes 167 amino acids. The record is from RefSeq and is a predicted model, not a curated record.
CUUACUCCACACCUUGUGCGCCCUUCAACUGCCAUUGUCGUUACCUCGGGGUUCAAAAUGCCGGUAAAUAGCCAGCCAGCCAGCCAGCUAGCUACCUGGUAGCUAACUAUCGAAGCACGACACCGGCCUGACUGAAGACGUAGGGUAAGUAGGUAGAUAGAUAGGUAGGUAGGUAAUAAAUAACUAAGCAGUAUAUAUACCUAGUCUUUAGGUUAGCCUGUUAGGAUAGAUAUAUGCCUACAAACCCCCUCCAUAUGGCUUUUCGCUUUCGAACGAUUCCUCGACUCUUCCAACCAGCGCUAGUCCGAGUCCAACCCACCACCACAGUCACCGCAGUCACCACCACCCGUAGAUUAUUAUUCCGUGGCCCCGUCCAGAUCCAAAUGGCGUCUUCUAUUACCGCACCGCCGCCGGGCAAAUGUGAAUGGCUUGUGGUUGUACCCGACAAGCCGGGGACCCGAGAGAAGAGGCUGGAAGUGCGCGCCCAGCACUUUGAGGGCCUGAAGCCGUACGUCGAGUCUAAGCAGUUCAAGACCGGAGGCGCCGUCUUAAACGACAAGCCCGAAAGCGACGACCCCGCUACGUUCGACUGGUACGGCAGCACGUUGGUGCUUGUCGCCGAGUCUAAGGAAGAGGUCAAGGCUAUCCUCGAGAAGGACAUAUAUACCAGGACGGGAGUGUGGGAUACCGAGAAGGCUCUAAUAUUAGCGGCCAAGUAUGCGUUCAGGUUCCCCUGAUUUCUAGAUUCCGGACGUUUAAGCUAGACAUAUUCUAAAACACUCAAGUCCCUUCAUAAUGUAUUCAGUUCAUGUCGAUAAUUAUAAUGACAAUGGCUACAUCUAUCAUAGGUCUAUACCCGUUGCUUGCACGUGUCCUACUUAUAGU